GGCGGCGGGAGGCGGGCGCGCGCGCUCCAUUCCGCGGCUGCCGCUGCUGCUGCUGCGCUCCGGAGCGAGGCCGGUGCGCGGCGGGGGCGCCAUGGCCGUGUGGACGCGCGCCUGCAAAGCCGGGCUGGUGGAGGUGCUGCUGCGCGAGCGCUGGGUGCGGGCGCUGGCCGAGCUGAGCGGGGAGGCGCUGGCGCUCAGCUCCGACCCGGAGCCGCCGCUGCCGGCCUCGUCGCCGCUCAACGGGCUGCCCAACGGCGCGGCCGAGUGGGGGAGCCCCGUCGCGGCCCCGGCCCGAGCCGCAGCCCCCGCGCGGAGCCCCGCGGGCAGCCCCGGCGGGCGGAGCGCGGGCGGAGCCAGCCCGGAGCACCCGCAGCGCCCCCUCGCCGCCGCCGCCGCUUCGCCGCCCGGCCGGCCCUUCUCGCCCCCGCCGCUGCCGUCUCAGGGCUCCCCGUCGGUGGCGUCGUCCUCCUCCUACUCGUGCGCCUCGGACGCGGCUGCCGCGGGGGCCGCCCCGUCCUCGCCGCCGUCGGGGGUGCGACGUGUGCGGGUGGUGAAGGCGGAGGCGGGCGGGCUGGGCAUCAGCAUCAAGGGCGGCCGCGAGAACCGCAUGCCCGUCCUCAUCUCGCGCAUCUUCCCGGGGCUGGCGGCCGAGCGCUGCGGCGCCCUCCGGCUGGGCGACGCCAUCCUGGCCGUCAACGGCAUCGACCUCCGCGACGCCACCCACGACCAAGCCGUGCAGGCGCUCAAGCGGGCCGGCCGGGAGGUCGUCCUCGAAGUGAAAUACAUGCGGGAAGCCACCCCUUACAUCAAGAAGCCGUCGCUGGUCUCAGACCUGCCUUGGGAUGGGGCCGCCCCGCAGUCGCCCAGCCUCAGUGGCAGCGAGGAUUCUGGCUCCCCGAAGCACCACGGCUCUGCCAAGGACCGCAAGGUGAUCCCCUUGAAAAUGUGCUACGCUGUGAGGAACCUAAGCAUGCCGGAUCUGGAGAACAGGUUGAUUGAGCUGCAUUCGCCCGACAGCAGGAACACCCUGAUCCUCCGCUGCAAAGACGCGGCCACCGCCCACUCCUGGUUCAUGGCCAUCCACACCAACAUCAUGGCUCUCCUCCCUCAGGUCCUGGCGGAGCUCAACGCCAUGCUGGCCGCCAGCAACACGCCAGGCAGCAGCAAGGAAGUCAAGCACAUCGCGUGGCUGGCGGAGCAGGCCAGGCUGGAUGGCGGGAGGCAGCAGUGGCGUCCGGUCCUGCUGGCCGUGACGGAGAAGGACCUGCUGCUCUACGACUGCAUGCCCUGGACGAGAGACGCCUGGGCUUCCCCGUGCCACAGCUACCCCCUGCUUGCCACCAGGCUGGUCCACUCGGGCUCCGGGCGCAGAUCACCUUGCAUGGGGUCAGACCUCACCUUUGCGACGAGGACGGGCUCCCGCCAGGGCAUCGAGAUGCACGUCUUCCGCGUGGAGACGCACCGGGACCUCUCCUCCUGGACCCGGAUCCUGGUUCAGGGCUGCCACGCGGCUGCAGAGCUGAUCAAGGAGGUGUCUUUAGGCUGCACACUGAACAGCCAAGAGGUCCGCCUCACGGUCCACUACGAAAACGGAUUCACCAUUUCCAGGGAAGAGGCCGGCUCGGCCAGUCUCCUUUUCCGGUACCCUUUUGAGAAGCUGAAAAUGUCUGCAGAUGACGGCAUAAGGAACCUCUACUUGGAUUUUGGGGGUCCGGAGGGGGAGCUGACGCUGCAGCUGCACUCCUGCCCCAAACCCGUGGUGUUCGUGCUGCACACGUUCCUGUCGGCCAAAGUGACCCGGAUGGGGCUGCUGGUCUAGGUGCCGCCGCCGCCAGGCCCUGGUGGGACGCUGGCAGCAGCGAAGAGGCCCCGAGGUCCUGCCUCCGCCUUGCCGUCGCCCGCCAGCCUCCGUGCCUUGACCAGGACUCGUGACCGGCGGCAGCGUCGUCUCCGGGCCAGCUGCUUCCCCCUCUGAAGAGCCGCCGCGGCCGGACUCUGGAGCUUCCUUCCCGGGAGAGAGGCCUCCGCUUGCUUGCUGGGCCGGGAGCAGGAGGGGGGCUUGCCAAGGGCGGGGGCUGGGAGGGGGAAGACGGUCUGGCGGCUGCCCCCGCCUGCCUGGAGCUCUGCAAAGCCCUCCUGUGGCGGGAGGGAGGGAGGGAGGCCAGAGGGCAGCUCCCCCUCUGGGGUGCCACGAAGCCAUUUCUGCCGCUGCUUACCAAACGUGCCUUGUGGUGGAGGGAGGCGGCGAGGCAGCCUUCUGCUCUGCCUCCACCGGGGAGCAAGCCGAACCCUGUGGCGGGGUGGGGGGAGACUGCAGGGGGGCAGCUCCUCAGCCCCCCGCCCCCCGGUCUUAGUGGAACUUGGCCUGCGGGGCGUAGCUGCUGCUGCUGCUGAUGCUGGAGGGUGCUCAGCCUCCUCUUCCCCGUCGGGCAGCCCGAGGUCUGGAUCAGCCGCCGAGGCAGCCCUCGCUGGGGUCCAGCUCCUGGCGGCGAAGGUCUUUUGCGAUGGGUGCAGGGGCUGGGCUCUUUCUAGGGGCUCCCAGGGAGGACAUUUUGGACCGGCUGGAGGGCUGUGAAAUCUGCAGAUCUUGGGCACGCAUACACACACACACACACACCCAUGCACACCCCCAUGCACACACGACAGGUCUGUGGUGAGGAAGAGGAAGAUUGCGCGGGUGAGAGACGAGUUGGCUCUGAAAGGCCAGGAGGGCAGCCCAAGGCAAGGCAGGGCCUGCUUUGUGGGGACCCCUUUCCCCCUUGGCGGCUUAGGAGUCCUCUUGCAUUGCUUGCUCAUUGGCAGCCGCGGGGACUGGGAGCCUCGGCGAGCCGGGGGGCUCAGGGUGCCCCGUGGCCUGCCUGUCCAGGCCGCACCCCCACCUUUCUCUGGGUGGCCCGACUGAGCUCAUGCCCGGUGCCGGGGGGCAGCCCUCCCUGCCAGCACAGCUGGGAAGGUCUGUUCUCGAGUUCCACGGAGUCGCCUCGGGUCUCCAGGGCUGAGCGGCAGCAGGAUCCUUCCUCGCCCUUCAUCUCCAGAGGGGGUUAAUCUGCACUUAAGAUCUGGGCGGUUUAAAUAUCGCGGCGGCACCUGGGGGGCCCUGAGAACUAAAGUCCUGUGAAAGGCAGCGGGGUGGGUGUGUGUGUGUGUGUGUGUGUGUGUGUGUGUGUCCGUCCCCCCCCCCCUUAAUGGACUGUCAGGGCAAGCCUGUUGGGCCAGCUUGGCUCCCUCGCGUGCAGGCCGGGGGGUGCUGCCUGCCCCUUGGCCCCCUCGUAGCUAAGCCGUACCUUGAUAAGGAAGAGGGUCACCUUCAGGACAAGUUCAGGGGCUUUUCGGGCAUGUUGUCUUAGUCAAGGCAACCCUCUCUUCAGCCCCCGUUUCUGGUUACUGGUGUUCCACCAGGCCGUGUCGGUGAGCUCUUGCGUCGGUCUUGCCCGUUUCCAUGUGGACUAGAGGCUUUGUUUUCCAGUGGGCGCUGAGACUCUUGGAACGAAGCCUGCCAAAUGGGCAGCCCUGCCUUUUAGUCUGAGAGCGCUCUGUGGGCCGAGGGUCCCUGCCUGCCUGCCUGCCUGCCACAAGCCUGUUUUCAGGGGAAGUGUUGGGCCAGGAGUGGAACCCUCAAGCGGGACGGACGUUGCUCCGGCUUUGCUGUGAUGGGCCAGCCCAACAGGACUCCGCCUGAGAGUUCAGCGCCGCGCGUUGGUCCUGCCUGGUCACCCAGCAGCCUUGGAGAUUCCGGAGCUGGAGGUGUGUGGAGACCAGUCUUGGCAUCUGCCAGUUGCAGAACUGGAGGCUUCCUGUGCUCCAGAGUGGGAGCUCCUUUAGCUGCCGAGUAGGGGAGACGUUCUGAAAGCGAAAGUCAUGCUGAGCCUGUCGGGUGGCCAGGGGCCAAAUUUCACAGGGAGGGGGGUUGGCAUUUGGGCGCUGCUGGUGCCUUGGCGUUGGAGAGGCAGUGGUGGGGAAGCAUCCUUGGGGCUGCCGGGAGUUGACUGGCAAGUUGGGUGGCUGCAUAAAGAGUGCCUGGUCCCAACAGAGUGGGUUCUACCCUGAAAUCUGGGCUGCCGUUUGGCCAAGAUGUUUGGAGUUGUGUACGUUUGGCAAAUUUGGCUCUGGGCAGGGGGUAGAAUUCCAGAGGAUGUACUGUGGGCAGAUGGAGAAGGGAAAGUGGUCUUUCAACGUUGGGAACGGGAAGCUUUUGGAGGAGGGGAAGGCUAGCACUUGGAAUCCCCGCCAGGUUCUCUGCACUGCAAGGUCAGAAAAGAAUGUCUCUGGCCAUGAGGACUAGAAACUUAGACCUCAUAAGCCAGCUUUUGUUCCAAGGUCUGCAUGUGGUCCCAUUGAGAAAGAGAAGUCGUGCAUUUAUUUGGAAGGUAUACAACAGGUCAGCGGGUUGUGGCCACACAAGCUUCAGCAUUGUCUGGGUUUCUGCUUUGAAAGUCCAGAAGGGUUCAGGUCUGUUCAGUCCCUGCCAGUCACUCUCCACUGACAUGGGUCGGGAGCAGGGGUUGGGUUGUUGGAGGCUUCCUCGGAUGCCCUGCUAUGGUAGCCAAGGCUGGCAAUGCAUUUCCAAGGGGCAAAGCAACUAUCCUUUAUCAUCAGCUGGAGUAAAGGCUGCAGCCCUGGCCAGGGAAAGGGUGGUGCUGGUUCCUUUGAGCUCAUCCUUGGUGCCGGCCAGAGGGCAACUUAACACCGUGUGGGUGGCCUUUUCCCCCUGAAGCAAGUCGCAACUCUCAUUCUUGUAAAGCUGUGGUGAAAUUGGCACUUGGGUAUCCUUUGCCAAAUGCUAUUAAUUCAGUCAAACCAACAUGUUAAACUCCUACGAUUAUUUAAAAUGUUAGCUUUAAGUGCUGCUUUAGCGAAUUUCUCGAUUUUAAGAGGGAUCGUUUUUGACACUAAUGGAGACCAUUUUAUGCAUUAAAUCCCACUUUGCAUUUGCUUUGGACACGCUCCCUCCUUGGGGAGCAAACUCUGCACUGCACACCCCACCCUUUCAUUUCUGUGUACGCUUUUGUGAUUGAGACAAUUCCCCGGGUGUUCUUCAGGUUCCCAUAUAUCUGUGGAUUUAAAUAUUUUCUUUGCCUCUUCAGCAUUCAGGGUUCCUCUCUAGUGGUGGUUGCACUUGACACCUUCAGUGUGUAUAUUGUGAUGCCAGGCAGCGCGUGUUGGGGAGUUCUCAAGUAUUCCCAAAGAAGUGCAGUAAAUAGAGAGCUGCUAGAAGGGAAGGCUGCUCUGUCUGGCAUCAACGGGACAGUUUACUUGGCGCCACAAUGAAAAACAUAAGCUCUCUUAACAUCCCACAGGAAUUAGGACGCUGCAGUUGGUCAGUUUCACUCCGAAAACAUUUCUUUGUCGAAGAAGCACUUCUGAACAUGUUAUUGCACUCAGUGCUUUGCCAGGGUUACCACAACUGCAAACAGACGCGCUGCCCUGUCGAAUGGUCUGU
Messenger RNA from Hemicordylus capensis (graceful crag lizard), 5440 nucleotides. It is a transcript of the gene SNTB2, whose product is annotated as syntrophin beta 2. The transcript is spliced from 7 exons. The coding region runs from base 92 to 1819 and encodes 575 amino acids. Gene Ontology annotation, cellular component: intracellular anatomical structure; synapse; dystrophin-associated glycoprotein complex. The record is from RefSeq and is a predicted model, not a curated record. Lineage: Eukaryota; Metazoa; Chordata; Lepidosauria; Squamata; Cordylidae. Gene Ontology annotation, molecular function: structural molecule activity; protein binding.